CUCUUCUAGGCUCUGCCAGGUUCCCAACCCCAAUCCCACCCACGUCGCACGCGAAAAGCGCGAAUCCCCGCGACCCCGAUCCCCAUCCGCGAUCGGAAAUCGGCGCGGGCCGGUGGGGGUGCGCCGCGCUGCCAUGGCGGAGUUCCAGGAGAUGGCGGCGGAGGUGCCGCCGUCGCUGAAGGCAAUUACGCUCACCCACGUCCGGUACCGCCGCGGGGACAAGCUCGGCCUCUUCCUCGCCUGGGUCUCCCUCGUGCCGGUCUUCAUCAGCCUGGGUGGGUUCGUCUCCCACUUCCUCUUCCGCCGGGAGCUCCAGGGCAUCUGCUUCGCCGCGGGCCUCCUCGUCUCCCAGUUCCUCAACGAGCUCAUCAAGCACUCCGUCGCGCAGUCGCGCCCGUCCUACUGCGAGCUGCUCGAGGCCUGCGACUCCCACGGCUGGCCCUCCAGCCACUCGCAGUACACGUUCUUCUUCGCCACCUACCUCUCGCUCCUCACGCUCCGCCGAUCCCCGGCGCGCCGGGUGGUCGCUGCGUUGGCCUGGCCGCUCGCGUUUCUCACCAUGCUGUCCAGGGUGUAUCUCGGGUACCACACCGUCGCGCAGGUAUUUGCGGGAGCAAUAGUGGGCCUUGUGUUUGGUGCUAUCUGGUAUUGGAUCGUCAACACCAUGCUUGUGGAAUAUUUUCCAAUGAUCGAGGAGAGUGCAAUAGCGAGGUGGUUGUAUAUAAAGGAUACUUCACACAUUCCAGACGUACUCAAGUUUGAGUAUGAUAACGCGAGGGCAGCUAGGAGGAAAGUUGCUACUGAUUGAGCAAUUUCGAUUUGGAUUACACUUCAGGGGAUAAGAUCUCGUCUGGCAAGAUAGCUGUAUCACUUAUAGCUGCUGCAUCUUCGUUACAAGGAUGCCCAUUGGAGUUUUGGCCCUUGUUCUUUUUGGCCAUAAGCCAUUUCUUUUUCAAUUCUGACACUUGUUUUUCUCUUUUGAAAGUCUGGUGACAAACUGAUACUUACGUGUAGAAAUCGACUAGAGUGAACAAAACUGAAUCCAUCUGUCAUUCAGUUUCCCGUGUAUAUCGUACCAUUUGUUGUUGAGAUGAGAAUAUCA
This is a messenger RNA of Oryza brachyantha (malo sina), 1102 nucleotides long. Its product is annotated as lipid phosphate phosphatase gamma. The record is from RefSeq and is a predicted model, not a curated record. Lineage: Eukaryota; Viridiplantae; Streptophyta; Magnoliopsida; Poales; Poaceae. Gene Ontology annotation, biological process: protein N-linked glycosylation; lipid biosynthetic process. The coding region runs from base 134 to 808 and encodes 224 amino acids. The transcript has 3 exons. Gene Ontology annotation, molecular function: dolichyldiphosphatase activity. Gene Ontology annotation, cellular component: intracellular membrane-bounded organelle; endoplasmic reticulum membrane.